Messenger RNA from Aphis gossypii (cotton aphid), 861 nucleotides. Its product is annotated as eukaryotic translation initiation factor 4E-like. The transcript has 5 exons. The record is from RefSeq and is a predicted model, not a curated record. Gene Ontology annotation, biological process: translational initiation. Lineage: Eukaryota; Metazoa; Arthropoda; Insecta; Hemiptera; Aphididae. Bases 145 to 786 code for a protein of 213 amino acids. Gene Ontology annotation, molecular function: translation initiation factor activity; RNA 7-methylguanosine cap binding. Gene Ontology annotation, cellular component: eukaryotic translation initiation factor 4F complex; cytoplasm.
UUCUACAUAAAAUUCGACUUAUUUUUAUUUCCUGAAUACAUUUACUUGAUUAAUUGUUGAUGUUUCUUACGUACUUUUUUGAAAAUCCACACUAUUUUUGAUUUUUAAUUUUGCAAAUAACAAGUGAAGAAUACACAUAUUAAUAUGGUUGAGGGAGAACCAGCUCAUCAAUCUGAUGAAUUACCAAAAGUUGAAAAUGAGCAACCAGUUGAAGCUGAACCGGCUGUUGCAGAAUUAGUUGUUAAACAUCCAUUAGAGAAUAAAUGGACACUUUGGUUCUUUGAAAAUAAAAGUAAAGUUUGGGAAGAAAAUAUACAUGAAGUUGCUAGUUUUGAUACUGUUGAAGAUUUUUGGUGCUUGUUUAAUCACAUUAAACGUCCGAGUCAACUUUCUUACCAAUGUGAUUACAAUUAUUUUAAAAAUGGAAUCAAACCUAUGUGGGAAGAUGGAAAAAAUAGUGCUGGAGGACGUUGGUUAUUGCAGUUACCACCAGCAAAAAAUAGCCAACUGGUUGAUGAAUGCUGGAAAAAUAUAAUAUUAAGUAUAAUCGGUGAAAUAUAUGACCAAAGUUCUGAAAUUAAUGGAGCUAUAGUCAAUGUACGAAGCAAAGGAACUAAAAUAGCAGUAUGGACAAACAAUGCAUCAAAAGAUAAUGGGAAUAAUAUUAUGGCUAUUGGAAGGAAAAUAAAAGAAGUUUUGGGCGUCAAUGAAAAAAUGGUUUAUGAAACUCAUGCAGAUACAGCAAGUAAACAAGGAUCAUUUACAAAACAUGCAUUUAUGAUAUAAUUUAACGAAGUCUUAAUAUAAUUAAAAAUACAAUGCAUUUAAAGUGAAAAUAAAUAUUUAAAUUAACAAGUCUUA